AGAGGGGAGCGGUUAGAGGUGGGAGUUGGCACUGCGGAGCGGGCGGGGGCCGCGGAAGCUGAGAUGUGGACGGGCCCGCGGCGGUGACCCGAGCUGCCGCCCGACAUGAACUCGCUGGAGCAGGCGGAAGAUCUCAAGGCUUUUGAGAGGAGACUUACUGAAUAUAUUCAUUGUUUGCAACCUGCCACUGGACGUUGGAGAAUGCUUCUUAUUGUGGUAUCUGUCUGUACAGCUACUGGUGCUUGGAACUGGUUAAUAGAUCCUGAGACACAAAAGGUUUCCUUCUUCACAUCAUUGUGGAAUCAUCCAUUUUUCACCAUUAGCUGUAUUACUCUAAUAGGCUUGUUCUUUGCUGGAAUACACAAGAGGGUAGUUGCACCAUCAAUUAUAGCUGCUCGAUGUCGAACGGUAUUAUCAGAGUACAAUAUGUCUUGUGAUGAUACAGGAAAACUAAUUUUGAAACCUAGGCCUCAUGUUCAAUGACAAUGUGCACUCAUUGUUAUGGGACCUAAAACAGCCUUUCUUCAAAUAAGUGAUACAGCAAAAAGCCAUAAAGGACUCCUUUGCAGUUGGAUAUGUGAAGGUCGUAGCAGCAGCUGACCAGUGUGCAAUAUUACCCAGAUUGUCUUGAGGAUGACGACUCGCGUGAUCAGUGCGUUGGUACCUUUGAUUACCUGUGUUCAGUAUUAGUGUCACUUUAGUACUUCAGAUCCUGCAAAGAUUUUUGCAGAUGAAGUAUGUAUGUAUGUUACUAAGUUCAACUUAGAAACAGAACCUCAUUCAGUUUUUAUAAUGUAUUUUUGCAGACUACUGUAAAUAGCAAAUCAAUGCCAAUGUUAAAGAGGAAAAUGUUGUGUGGACUUUAUUCUCCUGCACCAGUAUUUCAGGAACAUCUGCUGCCAUCCCACAGCUCUGUAAGACCAGCUAUUAUGUGUGCCUUUCAUUCCUUCACUUUCCUUUAAUCAUCCUGCAGGACAAACAUCGGACUCACGAGGAAAACUCAUCUCCCAUUAUGUUUUAAGAAAUUACAGAUGUUUUGAGAAACACUUUAGUUUAACUAGAUAUUGAACU
Molecule: messenger RNA, 1071 nt
Organism: Otolemur garnettii (small-eared galago)
Lineage: Eukaryota; Metazoa; Chordata; Mammalia; Primates; Galagidae
Gene: CNEP1R1
Product: CTD nuclear envelope phosphatase 1 regulatory subunit 1
Exons: 6
Coding region: 106-483 (125 amino acids)
Cellular component (GO): Nem1-Spo7 phosphatase complex; cytoplasm
Source: RefSeq, a predicted model, not a curated record